This is a messenger RNA of Polypterus senegalus (gray bichir), 2232 nucleotides long. RefSeq names its product mediator complex subunit 17 (gene med17). Bases 82 to 2016 code for a protein of 644 amino acids. The record is from RefSeq and is a predicted model, not a curated record. Gene Ontology annotation, biological process: regulation of transcription by RNA polymerase II. Lineage: Eukaryota; Metazoa; Chordata; Cladistia; Polypteriformes; Polypteridae. The transcript is spliced from 13 exons. Gene Ontology annotation, molecular function: transcription coregulator activity. Gene Ontology annotation, cellular component: mediator complex; core mediator complex.
AAUCGCAUGGAACCAACUUUUUAAAGUUUUAAGGAUUUGUGUGCCUACAUCAUCAAACUCGUUAGGCAAAUCAAGGGAAAGAUGUCUGGAGGUCCAGCUGUACGCAUCAGUAUCGAAUCUGCAUGCGAAAAGCAGGUUCAGGAGGUGGCUCUGGAUGGCACAGAAAUGUACGUUCAACCUCUGUCAAUGUCCCAAAAUCUUGCCAAGCUUGCACAGCGCAUUGAUUUUGGACAAGGAUCUGGGUCAGAGGAAGAGGAGGAAGAAGGAGGAGAAGUCAGGGAAAAAGAAUGGGGGAAACGAGACCAGGAUGAAGAUGAAACCACAGUCAAGUUUCAACCUUCCCUCUGGCCCUGGGAUUCUGUGAGAAAUAAUUUGAGAAGUGCCUUGACAGAGAUGUGUGUCCUCUACGAUGUCCUCAGUGUUGCAAAAGAGAAAAAGUACAUGACGUUGGAUCCUGUAUCACAAGAAAACAUAGCAGUCAAGACUCCUCAGGUAUUACAACUCAUUAGUAAGAAGAAAUCAUUGGCAACUGCUGCUCAGAUACUUCUGAAAGGGGCAGAAAAAUUGACAAAGUUUGUUGCAGAGAAUCAGGAAAACAGAAGACAGCGAGAUUUCAACUCUGAGCUUCUUCGAUUGCGGUCACAAUGGAAACUAAGAAAACUUGGAGAUAAAAUCCUUGGAGAUCUGAGCUACAGAAGUGCAGGAUCAUUAUUCCCUCAUCAUGGCACUUUUGAAGUUAUUAAAAACACAGAUAUUGAUCUUGACAAGAAGAUUCCAGAAGACUACUGCCCUCUUGAUGUCCAGAUCCCUAGUGAUCUUGAGGGAUCAGCUUAUAUCAAGGUUUCUAUCCAAAAACAGGCCCCUGACAUUGGGGAUCUUGGCACUGUCAAUCUUUUCAAAAAACAGGCUAAAAUCAAAUUAGGAGCACAGCCCUGGCAUGUGAAGCUAGAGACUGCUCAAAAUGUUCUCCUCUGCAAAGAAAUCUUUGCACAGUUGUCCCGUGAAGCAGUCCAGAUCAAAUCUCAGAUUCCUCACAUAGUUGUUAAGAAUCAGAUCAUUUCACAACCCUUCCCAGGUCUGCAACUAUCUAUAUCUUUGUGCCAUUCAACUGGAGAUAAAAAAAAUAGUAAGUCAUCUCCAGAAAAGACACGACCAGAUGAUCAUCUCUAUGUUCUUGAGCACAAUCUGCAUCAGCUGAUAAGAGGGUUUCACAAACAGACUCUUAGUCCUGCAUUGAUGCCUCACCCUGCCAGUGCUCCAUUUGGUCACAAACGAAUGCGACUUGCUGGCCCCUUAGCUUAUGACAAGGCAGAAAUUGCUUCUCUACAGCAGAAUGAAGGGCUUCUGGAGAAGAUUAUUAAACAAGCAAAGCACAUCUUUCUACGAAACCGAACGGCUCGUACCAUUGACAGUUUGGCAAGCCGUAUUGAAGACCCACAGAUCCAAGCGCACUGGUCAAACAUCAAUGAUGUAUAUGAGUCCAGCGUCAAAGUGUUGAUUACUUCACAAGGUUAUGAGCAAAUCUGCAAGUCUAUUCAGUUGCAGCUGAAUAUUGGUGUGGAGCAGAUUAGGGUUGUACACAGAGAUGGGAGGGUGAUAACUUUAUCUCACCAGGAGCAGGAGCUGCAAGACUUCCUUCUCUCACAGAUGUCACAGCAUCAGAUCCAUGCUGUUCAACAACUGGCCAAAGUCAUGGGAUGGCAUGUGCUGAGCUUUAGUAAUCAUGUAGGUCUAGGAUCAGUGGAGAGCAUCGGAAAUGCAUCAGCUAUAACAGUGGCCUCAGCAAAUGGAGAAUAUUCUAUUUCAGUGCGCAAUGGACCUGAAAGUGGCUGCAAAGUCAUGGUACAGUUUCCUCGAAAUCAGUGCAAAGACCUUCCAAAGAGUGACGUGAUUCAGGACAGCAAGUGGAAUCAUCUGCGUGGGCCAUACAAAGAGGUGCACUGGAACAAAAUGGAGGGGCGCAACUUUGUAUACAAAAUGGAACUUCUUAUGGCUGCCCUCACGCCUUGCCCCUAAAAAUAAUAAAGUGCUUAGUAAUAUUCUUUAUGAAAAUCCAUUUUCUUUUUGACAUAAUGUUUGGUAACUUCAUCAGACAAACAAUCAAAUAUGACUUGAUAAUCUCUCUGCACUUUGGUUAUAUUAGUACACACAAAAAGCUAAAAGUUCAGGGAGAUUUGCGGUGUAUUUUUUAUUUUAUUUUUUUUUUUUUUAACUUAUUUUGCCAUUUUUUUU